This is a messenger RNA of Megalopta genalis, 2319 nucleotides long. RefSeq names its product TATA box binding protein-related factor 2 (gene Trf2). Gene Ontology annotation, molecular function: DNA binding. Lineage: Eukaryota; Metazoa; Arthropoda; Insecta; Hymenoptera; Halictidae. Gene Ontology annotation, biological process: DNA-templated transcription initiation. The record is from RefSeq and is a predicted model, not a curated record.
UGCCCCUCAUGCCCCCAUGCAAUACGCUGGCAGGGGUCCUAGGCGCCUGAUCGUUCUUGGAAUUUCCGCUUGCUGACGCAGCGGGGACCUAAACGUUUCAAGAGCGAGAAAAAAAAAAGACUACAUAUAUAUACAUAAUAUAACUAUUCGCCUUCUCUCUCGACAUCCGAAGUUAUACGAAAUGAUCCGAAGUGUCGAGCUCGCGUACAUGCGCAGAUCGUGAGGUUGAGUGUAUGCGUAGCGGCGGCAAUUCUUGACGCUCCCGUCUUCGAUUUAGCAUUGCUGAGAUAACUUCAUAGCUGAACCGACGCCGAGUUAUCAAAUGUUCAUCGCUACACCAGAGGUGGCGCUGAGAUAGGAAAUCCUCAACACAUACAUCACAGACGAGGAGAAAGUACGUGUAAAUUGUAGUUAAAUGAAAUUGAAAAUGAAGAAUGGAAUGAUCCGCAUUCACGUUUCAUCAAUGAGUAUUCCCAUUUAUGUAUCAUUGUCACGUCCGUGACUCGGAUUAGUAGCCAGUCUAGUGAAGAUGGCCGAAAACAAUGGCACUGGUUAUUGAGCUAACUUUGUGUUCUGUUAAUACUUGUCAACAAAGAAGUUAUCAUUAAUUAAAACAUAACCGAAGCACACAUCAUAGUCACACGUAUAUAUUAUGGCAACUGCUAUUCAAAAGAAUGGCAUGAAACCUUUAACAAACACAAUAAAUCAUGUAGAAGGUGUAAAUAAUUUAGAUAAUACAGGCAUAUGUAAAGAAGAGAAAGAUGAAAGACUGUUUGAUGGGCAAAUCCAACCUUACAUGGAUCCUCCUGAACAAGAACCUCGCGAACUGGAUAUUGUUAUUAAUAACGUAGUUUGCAGCUUCAGUGUUAGGUGUCAUUUAAAUUUACGAGAAAUUGCGCUUAAUGGAUCUAAUGUGGAGUAUAGAAGGGAAAAUGGGAUGAUAACAAUGAAAUUAAGGAGACCUUAUACUACUGCUUCUAUAUGGUCUUCUGGUAAAGUAACGUGCACUGGUGCAACCAGUGAAGUUCAAGCGAAGAUAGCAGCAAGAAGAUUUGCUCGUUCGCUGCAGAAACUUGGAUUCAAAGUGCGAUUUAACAAUUACAGGGUGGUUAAUGUGUUAGGUACAUGUUGUAUGCCAUUUGCAAUCAAGAUAACAUCAUUUUCAUUAUAUCACAAGGAAAAUGCAGACUAUGAACCAGAAUUGCAUCCUGGUGUCACAUACAAGUUAAAAGAACCAAAAGCUACCCUAAAAAUAUUUUCUACAGGCAGUGUUACUGUAACUGCUCCUAAUGUUGCCGCUGUUCAGGCAGCGAUCGAAUACAUCUAUCCACUAGUCUACGAGUUUCGUAAAGAAAGAACAGCAGAAGAUGAACUUGCAGUGGCAACAAAGAAGCGUAGAAUGGGUCUAAACAAAAGAAAUCAUGAUGAGUUCCUACACGAUCCAGAUUAUGUAUAUGACACCAUAUUUUCGGAAGAAGAAGAUGAAGGCGAAGAGGCUGAGAGCGAUGCCAGUUGGGACUGAUCUGUUUCUUUUGCCACUCUUUUGUUAAUUGUGGAACUGUUAUAUCUUGUUCAUUGAAAAAUAGAUACGCACUUCUCUGUGUACAAAAGUGUUAUCAUAAAGUGUGAAGUGAAGCAUUCGUUUUCUCUUAGUGAAAAGACAAUGUGUGAGUGCCAGAACAAAUGUCCUCGCAUGCGUGAUUUAAUUAUGGUUAAAUUAAUAUUGAAUCGAACUGGAUACCAUUGUCGAAACAAUAUUGUCGUAAUAUACUUUCAUUAACAGUAUGUAUAUGUACAUAGAUACAUUUAUCUAUGCAUAUAUGCAUCUAUGUACAUAUAAAUAUUAAAUAUGUUACAUAUGAUGUUAUACAUAUAAUCGUUUUGUUUAGCGAACAAUUUCCGAAUAUUUGUUUCAAAUGUUUUCUCUUUUCUCAUUUCUUUUCUUCUGUGACAAAACUUAGUACAUUUAAGCGAUUAAAAACAGUUCUACAACGGACUUGUUUGUAAGUAUACUCCUUUAUAAUUUAGGUGACAAAAAAGAAUACAUGCUUCUAAAGUUUCUGAUUAUAUGUAAUCAAUACGAUUAUGUACUGAAGUAUUGUGGCGGCAAUCAAAAGUGUGUACAUUCUUUCUGUCUUUUGUGCUACUUCUUUCUACUCAUAGAUAUAAUCUAUUUUUGCUUAAUUAACAUACUGUGCCAAAGAUAGAUGUUCAAAAUUUGAGGCAAAGUGAUCAAAGUGGCAUCUAAGAAGCUGAAAAUUUUGUUCAUUAUAAUUAUUAGCUUUUGUACUACAAUAACACGUUUCGGUGGAUAUGUAA